Messenger RNA from Ahaetulla prasina, 3539 nucleotides. RefSeq names its product cyclin dependent kinase 17 (gene CDK17). Gene Ontology annotation, cellular component: nucleus; cytoplasm. The transcript has 17 exons. Gene Ontology annotation, biological process: protein phosphorylation. Lineage: Eukaryota; Metazoa; Chordata; Lepidosauria; Squamata; Colubridae. The record is from RefSeq and is a predicted model, not a curated record. The coding region runs from base 490 to 2061 and encodes 523 amino acids. Gene Ontology annotation, molecular function: protein kinase activity; ATP binding.
CUAGCUGUCGCACUGGUUCGGGUCUGCGCUGCGGCUGCUUCGCAGGGAUCUGGUGCUCCUAGGUGGCCGCUCAGUCGUUCUUAUUUGGCAACUACGCGCAGGGCGGCGGAGUCGUCAGGCAGCAUCCGGAGUCGUACCGUGGCCGAGCAAAGGAAGUAACGCCGCGACAGCAAAGGCCGAACGGCGCGAUCCCUGAUCUAGUUGGCGGGCGGGCGGGCGGUGGUGGUGGGGGAGCAGCCAUGUUAGCGAGGGGCAUAAAGUGACUCUUUGAGCCGGGAAAGAGCCGGCCAGAACAGGAAGCGUGCUUGGGGCGGCGGCAUUAGCUGGCGCGGGCUCGCCUGCGGAAGAAGAGGAGGCGGUAGCGGUGCAGCGGAGCCAGCGAGGAGGGAGCUCGAAAGGCUGAGGCAGGAGGAGGACCGCCCCGGCGCGGCAGAGAUUCGGCGCGGCUCCUGCUGCUGGCUUUCUCAAGCCAGGCUUAUACCUGGUAGAAUGAAAAAGUUUAAGAGAAGACUUUCUUUAACACUGCGUGGGAGUCAGACUAUUGAUGAGUCACUUUCUGAACUAGCUGAACAAAUGACAAUUGAAGAGAACAGCAACAAAGAUAACGAACCCAUUGUGAAGAAUGGCAGACCUCCAACAUCACACAGCAUGCACUCAUUUCUUCAUCAGUAUACAGGAUCCUUCAAAAAGCCUCCAUUACGAAGACCACACAGCGUUAUAGGGGGCAGCCUGGGUUCUUUUAUGGCAAUGCCAAGAAAUGGGAGCAGAUUAGAUAUCGUACACGAAAACCUAAAAAUGGGAUCAGAUGGUGAAAGUGACCAAGCUUCUGGAACAUCAUCUGAUGAAGUUCAAUCCCCAACAGGUGUUUGUCUCAGGAACAGGAUACACAGACGGAUAUCUAUGGAGGACCUGAAUAAACGCUUGUCACUACCUGCUGACAUUAGGAUACCUGAUGGAUAUCUUGAAAAGUUGCAAAUAAAUAGUCCACCGUUUGAUCAACCAAUGAGUAGGCGAUCUCGUAGGGCAUCAUUGUCUGAAAUUGGAUUUGGAAAAAUGGAAACAUAUGUUAAAUUGGAAAAGCUUGGUGAAGGUACAUAUGCAACAGUAUAUAAAGGAAGAAGUAAGCUGACUGAAAAUCUAGUAGCUUUAAAAGAAAUCAGAUUAGAGCAUGAAGAGGGUGCACCGUGCACAGCUAUUAGAGAAGUGUCAUUGCUAAAAGAUCUAAAACAUGCAAAUAUUGUUACGUUACAUGAUAUUGUCCAUACAGACAAGUCAUUAACUCUUGUAUUUGAGUAUCUGGACAAAGACCUAAAGCAAUACAUGGAUGACUGUGGGAACAUUAUGAGUGUGCAUAAUGUGAAGUUAUUUUUAUACCAGAUUCUGCGUGGUUUGGCCUAUUGUCACAGAAGAAAAGUACUACACCGGGACCUAAAACCACAAAAUCUACUAAUUAAUGAAAGAGGAGAAUUAAAGCUAGCAGACUUUGGCUUGGCUAGAGCAAAAUCUGUUCCUACGAAGACAUACUCAAAUGAAGUUGUCACAUUGUGGUAUAGGCCUCCAGAUGUUCUCCUUGGAUCUUCUGAAUAUUCCACACAAAUUGAUAUGUGGGGAGUUGGAUGUAUAUUUUUUGAAAUGGCAUCAGGAAGACCUCUCUUUCCUGGGUCAACGGUUGAAGAUGAAUUGCACUUAAUUUUCAGACUUCUGGGAACUCCAUCACAAGAAACAUGGCCAGGCAUUACUUCCAGUGAUGAGUUUAGGAAUUACAAUUUUCCCAAAUACAAGCCACAACCUUUGAUCAACCACGCUCCAAGGUUGGAUUCAGAAGGGAUUGAACUGAUAGUAAAAUUUCUUCAAUAUGAAUCAAAGAAAAGAAUAUCAGCAGAAGAGGCUAUGAAACAUGCAUAUUUCAGAAGUCUUGGAACUAGAAUACAUACUUUACCAGAAAGUGUAUCAAUAUUCACUUUGAAAGAAAUUCAACUCCAAAAAGAUCCAGGCUUUCGAAAUUCCACUUAUCCAGAGACAGGACACGGGAAGAACAGAAGACAAAGCAUGCUUUUCUAAGGCAGGCAGUGCUGUUUCAAGCCAAGGCUGGUUUUACCUCCAUCAAGGACUCUAGUCCAAAGGCAAUUAAUUCUUCCCUUGGUGGACUUGAAAUCUGUUUGUCUACACUGUCCUCCUCACAGUGCAGUCUCUUUAUUUUGGACCUACUGGUUAUUUUUUUUUUAAUAUAUAUAUAUGUAUAUAUAUAUGUGUGUGUGUAUAUAUAUAUAUAUAUAUAUAUUUGUUGUCACAAUGUGACAAAGUUUUGUACAGUCAAUUUUAAGGUCUCCUCCACCAUUAGAUCCAGUAGGUUACAACUGUUAAUGUAACAGUAGCUGCAAUUUUUGUGCAGGACUGAGAAACACAGUGCAUUAUUUAUUGUGUAAUCAUUGCUGCUAAAUAACUACUGUCUGUAUAGUUAAGAACCGAAUGCCUGAAAGAGUUGCAAUGGGUUUACUGUAUAUGCUAUGUGAAUGCCUUGUUUCUCUUCAUGAAUUAUUGCUGCAGUUUUAUAUCUUGUUUUUUCUUUAACUGCAAUGUUUCCUGGAAUGUAAACACAGCUUUCUUGACUAUAGUUACUAUUUACUUUAACACUCUCUAGUUCUUGGCCUGUAAAUUUCUUAUUUAACAUUAGAGAAUGCUACCAGAUACCUUUUUAAAGCACUUAGUAGUACAGAUAUCAAUUCAAACAAAUGAAAAAUUAUAUGGAUCAGGUUCCAGAUCUCUUAUUUUGGCUAAUAUCAGAAAUGAUAAACCACCUAUAUAUGACACUUAACUAUUAUCUCCCUUCUCUAACUUUUUCUAAUAGACAUACUGGUUAGAAUAUUUUUGAUAUUGACAUUUCCCUAAACAUUCCAGUGAUUCAAAACAAACUGGGUGUGAAGCAUCCCAACUCAAUUCUCUAAUUGCCACCUGCUUUGGUGGCUGUUUUAUGACCACAUGUUCAUUGGAAAGCCACUAAAGAAUGCAAGUCCAUAAUAAAGAAUCUAUUACUUUAUUAUGCAGGCUUCAUAAAGUAUGAGAACUUGGAGGGUUUUAAAGGUUGUAGAUGUUACCUGUUUAUUGAAAUUAAGUCAUCAUAUUACAGUACUACUAAGCUUAUGUAUCUCAGUGAGUAUCAUAAGUACCUCCUGGUGAUAGGAACAGUAUUUUUCAACAUUUGUGUUCACCUUUUGGAACCUCUUUGUUUAGUGCAUCUUCCAGAGCUGUAAAUCUUUAUUAGUAUAUUUUGAAAUGGUUAUGUAAAUCUUUGGCUGAUAUAUCAUGAAAAAUAUUCCUAGAUAACUUAAUUUUUUUUCCUGAUGUUCACUGUAAAACAUUCAGGGGUCCUACCAUUUCUGUUCAGGAAAUCUUGUAAUUGAUUAUUGUUAUUUAACAGUAUUAAGUGAAAGAUUUUGUAUGUUUCUUUAACUUUAUUUGUGAAUAGUAAUUGUGGCAUGUUUUGGAAUGUUUUCUUAAUGUUUUAUUAUUAUAAUAGUAAAAUUAAUUUGAGAACUCUU